This is a messenger RNA of Linum tenue, 360 nucleotides long. The record is from the annotation of a GenBank genome assembly. NCBI's taxonomy places the organism in Eukaryota, Viridiplantae, Streptophyta, Magnoliopsida, Malpighiales, Linaceae.
AUGGACCUGAACAAUGAAACCUUCCUAGUCACGUUCUCCAGCGACCAAGACUACCUACAUGCUCUGACAGGAGGCCCUAGGGAGAUCCUGGACCACUACCUUGUUGUUCACCCAUGGUCACCCAAUUUCAGGGAAUCAGAUAAAACUCAUAGAUCAGUCACAGAGUGGGUACAAUUACCAGAACUCCCGGUGCACUUCUAUCAUCGAGAGGUCCUGUUUGCACUCGGUAAUCUUAUUGGCAGAACGGUAAAGCUGGAUUAUCAUACUGAGAAUCUCGAGCGAGGUAAGUUUGCAAGGAUCGUAAUUGAACUCGACAUGACAAAGCCCCUUCUGACGAGAAUCAGAUUGGACGGAUUCUGA